Messenger RNA from Phytophthora infestans T30-4, 1740 nucleotides. RefSeq names its product Proton-dependent Oligopeptide Transporter (POT) Family. Gene Ontology annotation, cellular component: membrane. The coding region runs from base 1 to 1740 and encodes 579 amino acids. The transcript is spliced from 2 exons. Lineage: Eukaryota; Oomycota; Peronosporomycetes; Peronosporales; Peronosporaceae. Gene Ontology annotation, biological process: transmembrane transport. The record is from RefSeq and is a predicted model, not a curated record. Gene Ontology annotation, molecular function: transmembrane transporter activity.
AUGUCCAAAGUGCAAUCGCCAAUACUCACGCCGCAGUUAACACCGUCCGUAACGGGUUACAUCAACACCAAACUAUGGGACGAACGCCCUGUUCGAUACGCUGCCAAUGUCCUUAAACACGUGUGUAUCUUCCUGCUGAUCCUCACAGCAUGUGAAGAAGUCACUAGCUUCGCUAUCGGCCAGUCGCUCAAGAACUUUUUCCAGAAGUUGGGCUGGUCCAACAAAGGCUCCACUUCCAUGAAACUCACGUACGAUUCCUUCAGUCAGUUCAUGUGUAUCGUUGCUGGCUACAUCGCUGACGAACGUCUGGGCAAGUUCAAGACGCUACUGUCAGCCGCUACAUUGGACUCGUUCGGUCUCCUGUUCCUCGUGAUCGCCGCCCUACCGGUAGUCCUAGACAACCAUCUUGGAGUCAGCAAAGCUAUCUUCAAUAUCGGCCUGUUCCUGGGUGUUGCAGUCUCUCAGAUCUGUCUACGCUCGCUUGUGAUCUCGUACGGAGGCGACCAGUUCUCCCCUACCGCCCCAUCCUCAGAGAAGGCUCUCUUCUUCAGUAUCCAGUACUGGGUUGCCAACAUCGGAGCUUUCAUUGGUUACGCCGUGUUCCCGUCCGUGUCAAUCCAUGGCUUCGGUGCCAUCCCAGCCGACUAUGGUUACGUCAGUGUGUACCUCGUGGGCUUCGUCAUGUUGGUCAUUUUUGUAAUUUUGCUCUGGGUUACCCGCAAUCGUUACGUGAACAUACCCGCAACCAAGCAGUCGGUGGCUCUAGUGAUCAAAAUCGUACUUGAUCACGCCAAGAAGAACUUCGAUGCUCAGAUGGUCGUGUUGGGUACAAUUCUGUACAUUGCUGCGUUCCUACUCAACAUCCUGGCGUCGAUUCUGUCGGAUCACGGCGAAGUGGGCCACAACAUCUCGUACGCUUGUGGUGUCAUGAUCGUAGUUGCCACAAUUCUCUGGGUAGUCCGCAUUCUACCUUUUAAUGCGUUCAACGUCUUCUGGUGGGUGUGCCAGAACCAGCGCGGUAACAACCAGUCGAUCGUCCAGCAAACCGAUACGCGUCUUGGUAGUGGCCCCUUCUCGUCUCAAAUGCCUGGCCCUACCGUGCAGAUGUUUAACCCCAUUGGUGUUUUAAUCUUCGUUCCGUUAAUGGAAAAAGUAGUGUACCCAUUGUACGAGAAAUACGCUGGCAAGCCUGCGAGUCGGUACGGUAAAGUACUAGCGGGAUACUGUACAGCAUUUGUGGCGAUGAUCUGGACGGGAUGCUACGAGACCAUUCGACGUAGCACUUCCCCACUCACGUACGUGGACUCCAAUGGCUUGACUCAGUUCAUGAUCAACGACGACGGGAGCCAGGUGAUGAAUGACAUCCCGUGGUGGACAGCAAUCCCCCAGUAUCUGCUUGUGGCGCUAGCUGGAGUGAUGAUUGCCAUUCCGUCGUAUGAUAUCAAUUACUCUGAAGUGCUGCAGAGUAUGCGCAGUACGUCUAUCGCUCUCGGCUUCUUCGUCAACUCCAUGGGCAGCACAUUGCUCUCGAUUAUCGUGUUGCUCUUUGGCAAGUACAUCCCGGCCGACCUGAACAACGGCAAUAUCGAGUACAUGUUCUUCACGCUGGCGGCAAUUAUGGUCGUCAAUAUCUUCUUCUACGUUAUUGUGAUGAACAAGAUGCAGUUGGGAAUGAUCCCACGCGUCAAGAAGGCCGGUGAAAAAGAGGACGACGAGGAAACUUGUCGUGCGGCUGCGUAA